This is a messenger RNA of Symbiodinium sp. CCMP2456, 1695 nucleotides long. NCBI's taxonomy places the organism in Eukaryota, Dinophyceae, Suessiales, Symbiodiniaceae. The record is from the annotation of a GenBank genome assembly.
AUGGACGACGUGUCCUUGGUCCCUUCGCCUAAGCUUCAAUCCAGACGGGCGUCUUUGUCCCUUGAGGCAGGUUGCCCCGUUCAAGUGUUGCACAGCGAGGAGAUGAGCAGUGACAGCAGCACCUCCAAGAUGGUCACUGCAGGCCCUUGCCAGGGCACGAAGCUGCUAAAGGAGAAAGCAUUAGUGGCAGGGCUCUUUGUCGAGGGUGGCCUCCUUGGUGGUGGGGUUACCCUGGUCGGAGAAAGCCUUCAGCAAAGCAUCGUCCUGGUGCGAAGCCAAGCAGAUUUUCUGCCAAAGCCCGGCGCAGGAUGGCGAGCAAAGUGCAUCCUUGAAGACCGAAGUCCGGGGCUCAACCUGUGGGUGGUGCGGCCCUUCGUCGCCUUUUGGUCCAGGGAUGUCUUUGCUGGAAAGCACGUCGAAUUGGGAAUCGGCGCCUUGCUUGGGGCCGCUCGUUUCGGAGAAGAUUGUGCGGUGCACUUCGGAAAGGCAAAUGUGGUGGCGGCGCUGCCGCCACCACAAGCAGAAAAAGGGGAGAAGGACCUGCUUGACGCUCUUGCCGCUGUCCUCUCCAGCUUCGCUUCCGGCAAUGAUCAAGGAGGAGCAGGGGAGUUAGAUCAGGACCCAGAUCAACUUCUUCUUCAUGCUCUUCAGAGCCUUGUGGACAGGGCCAGGAAACAGCCCAAGGGAUUGCUGGAUCGACUCAGUCAACUUGUGCAAGUCGCUCGGCAAGGACAACUUCGGGCCAAAAAGCCUAAGAAGAAGAAGAAGAACGGCGACACACAGUGGAAUGCCGCCCCUCCGGAUGACGAAGGCUGGGAAACUGUUCACCGGAAAGGCCGCGGCAGCAAGGGCAAGGGCAAAGGCGGUGACGGCAGCGAUGCCGCUGCUCCUCUUCCUUCCUCUUCUUUUUCUUCUUGGGCGAAUAUCGUCGCCCAUGGUUCCAAAGGCAAGGGCAAGGGCAAGGAGAAUGGCAACUACAAGGGAAAAGGCAAAGGACCGGGACCGCAACCCAAGAACGGUCUGAAGGGCAAAGGCCAGGCACCCAAGGGUGGCAAAGCCGACGGGAAAGGCCGACCACCUACCGAGCCCAAGGAUGCCCACGAGAUCCUGCCGAGCAACUUCAAGAAGUUCCCGAUGGUUGGCCUUGGCGGCUUCAAGGCCAGGGUCGCAGCUGGAGACAAAGGACCGGUUUGGGUAUGUGUCAAAACCAGAACUGAUGCCAGGGCUGUCGGCGAUCUGGCUUUGCUACAUGAGCUUCCGACCGUUGGCAUCGUCUUCCGUGUCCGGGCGGACUCUGGGCCUACCCCCAAGGAGCCUCAGGAUGCCUAUGGAGUACCUGCACGGCUGUUGGCACGGGACGCUGGAGGAAAUGUGGCUGUUGGAUCCUUCUUUAAGACUUUUGUUGUCGGUAAGGACUUCCCGGAGGAGCUCGGCGUGAAGGGCAGCAAGGCGGCAAGUACUCCUGCGUCGCGGAAGCUUGCCACACUUCGUGUGGUGGUCCCUCGGACAGCUGUGUCGUGGGGAGCCUGGAUCAACCUCAAGAAGGAGCCGCGCGGCUACAUCGACAAGGUCCUCGGCAAAGCGCUUCACAGCUGCUACGGAUGGGAGGAGAGGACAGUGGAGAGCCGGUUGGGACACAAAGAUAUUUUCUUUCAAGGCUAUGCUAGGAUCCUCCUGGACUCUUUGGACUUAUGA